This is a messenger RNA of Pecten maximus, 1659 nucleotides long. Its product is annotated as bifunctional peptidase and arginyl-hydroxylase JMJD5-like. Gene Ontology annotation, molecular function: 2-oxoglutarate-dependent dioxygenase activity. The transcript has 8 exons. Bases 323 to 1612 code for a protein of 429 amino acids. Lineage: Eukaryota; Metazoa; Mollusca; Bivalvia; Pectinida; Pectinidae. The record is from RefSeq and is a predicted model, not a curated record.
GAAAUACAAAAUAUUCGACCCGCUGAGGUUUUCAGAUUUACGAUACACACACCAGCUGGCGACGUGGCAUUUACAAGCACACAAAGUAUUUAACUCGAGUUCGGUAACGUAAUCAUUAUUGUGAUAGUGACUCUAUAUUCUACCAUAUCUGCGAUACUUGAAAGGAAGUAUUGAAGAAAUUACAUCGGAGACUUAUUUUAUAAUGUGUCUGUUUAAGUUGUGACGGGGUAAAUCGAUUUCCAUCUAAUGUAAAUAUCUACGAAGGACGAUACGAACAUCAAAUACCACCGUGUCUGUGCACGAAAAAAGAAACAUCUUUAAAAUGACAAUGUCACCGUUUCUUCUUAUUGUUUUUACAACUUUCAACAUUUUUCUACGAAGUCAUGGGAAAAUAGGAUUUCCGAAAAGCAUGUCGAUGGAUCUUCAGUUCCCGCCGACUAUCAGCCGCCCAGUCGGUGGUAUUCCAAUCGGACAUCUCCGGCCACUAGGGUUUCAACGCAAUCCAUCUGGCAAGGUGAUGAAUACUUUGGAUAUGCCCCAUGCGCAUGCGUUCAAUAUAAAAUACAUCAAAUCAAACAAACCGGUGGCCAUCCGGGAAGCCAUGAAAAAUCAACAAAUUUUGAAGGAUUGGGAAAACGAUGAAUACUUAGAAAACAGAUACGGAAAUUUAAACGUCACUGUGACGGUCAAGAAGGAGAGACGAGCACAUGAAUAUACCUGGAUGACAAUGAAGCAAUUCCUUUUGGACUAUCUUUACGAGGACUGGUACCUAUCAACCAUACUUCCGCCGGAAAUGGCAAAGGAACUUCCGGUACCCGGAUGCUUGCGAUGCGGGACUUACCGGAAGAGGUUACAGGAAGCGGAGCUAUGGAUGAGUUCCGGCGGAACUGCCUCUAUGCUUCACAGUCAUGAAGAUCAUACUCUCCACUGCGUUUUAUUCGGACGGAAAGACUUUAUUGUCAUUGACGCAGAACAUCGUAAAAUUUUUAAUUAUAAAGAAAAGUACCACAAUGCAGGAGCGGGUUACUCGCCCAUGGACAUGGAUUUCAUCAAUAUGUUCCAAAAUUCCAAAAUCUCCAAGACGCCCUGGACUUACAGCACUCUUACACCGGGGGACUGCCUCUUCUUACCGGCAGGGUACAUGCACCAGGUUCGUUCGUAUGGUAGAGGGAUUUCCUACACUGUACUGUUUUCUCCGUCGUUCGAGUUCGAUUCAUCCGACUGCCGAGUACAAGUAGAGAAAAAGGGCGACAAACCAAGUAUUCCAUCUCUGGCUGAUGUCGACUUCGUCUGGACUGCACGAAACGGUGAAAGGGUGCUGAAUAUUGAUGCAAUGACGCCCUCAAUUCUAUCACACAUACUCGAUAUGCUGAUUAGGAACAAAGACAAACUCUACAUUGAACAAUUUGAACACUUCUACCUUGACGCACUUCAAAAGGCUUAUCAGUAUCCUCCUGCAAAGACGGCUUUUGAAAUCCUGACUGGAAGUGCAGAGAAAACCUUCCUAACCAGGACCUCAAUAAAGAACCUGAAACUGGAACAAUUACAGCAAAUGUGUCGGUUAUAUAACGACGCAUUUCUAGAGCCGACAUUACACAAGGAGGAAUUAUAGAAAGGGAAAGUUGUAGUUUUUUUUAUAAAUAAAAUCUGUAAUCUACC